Molecule: messenger RNA, 3591 nt
Organism: Xenia sp. Carnegie-2017
Lineage: Eukaryota; Metazoa; Cnidaria; Anthozoa; Malacalcyonacea; Xeniidae
Product: transient receptor potential cation channel subfamily A member 1-like
Exons: 14
Coding region: 109-3303 (1064 amino acids)
Biological process (GO): monoatomic ion transport; transmembrane transport
Cellular component (GO): membrane
Molecular function (GO): monoatomic ion channel activity; protein binding
Source: RefSeq, a predicted model, not a curated record
AGAAAGAGCUUUUGAUGUCAGUGUUAGUAGAGUGUGACGCGCAGAAGAUUAUUCACUACGUUCACAAGCAGUCAGAUCCUAUUUCAUAAGAAAUAUUGUCUACGAACAAUGGGGAAAGAAAAAGCCAGUGGGAAAAAGGAAAAUGAAGAUGCUCUUUUGAUGCAUCCUUCUUUGCCUGACAUCGCCAAAGUAUUUCCAAUAACAGAAAACGAUUUAAAGCGAAAUUUUUCUGAAAAUAAUAAAAAGCAUCAAAUGCUCAUUCAAGCAAUAACAAGAAAGGACGUGAGAAGCUUAAGUACCUUAUUUGAAAGAUUAUGUUCAAGCAAGUACGAAAAGUGCAAAAUGCUUCUAAUAUGUGGUAAAUUGACCAAUGUGCGCAAGUUCGCGGAUACUCAUCUAAUAGAAUUUGCUAUGCAUCGCGACCUCGAGUGCUUUAAGUUUCUCCUCAAUCUUUUUGAAGAUUUAAAAAAAACAUUCAAAGUGUUGCAGCGAUCAAAUAAAUUGGACAAUAAUGAAUACGAUUCCUUACUUGUAUACCCAUUCCGCAUUGGUCAAGAAAGGCAAAAUUUAUUACAUGCAAUGAGAUUUGCAACAGAUCCUUUAAAAAUAUUGGUUUUACUCAGCAAAUGCUCGGUCUUUAAUAAUUUAAUAAAUGCAAAGGAUGAUAAAAAGAGAACACCACUUAUGAAAAACAUAUAUAGCUAUUGCUGCAACAUAGAUAUUCCCAUGAAAAUGGUCGAAUGUGGAGCCUACAUAGAUUCAAUCGACUGUAAUAACACUUCUCCGUUAUAUCAAGCUGUCACUACAGGAAACAUUCAGCUCGUGCAGAAAAUGACCAGUGUUGGGAAAGUAGAAACAAAUGACAGUGAAGUGCUACUUAGAACAUCCCUGUACUGCAAUAAAUCAGUAUUCUACCCUGCAGUUAAGAGCUGUAACUUGGAAAUGCUGAAAUGGCUUUACAACAAAGUAUCAAAUUCAUUUGGUGUUUUGUUAAAAGAGCUAAAAGAAAACAUAGAUGAACUCGAGAUCGUGAUUGUUAACAACAACUUGGUUGGCAUCCUAGGGUUUUUAGUAAGGAUAGCCAAUGAAUCUACAGAAGGAAUUAAACUACGUAAAGUACUCUGUUCAAUAUGUUUCAGUGCUGUUGUCUUGAACAAAAUUGAUUUAGUGAAGACUUUUUUUGACGUUAAGUAUGCAAAAAAAGUAUUCUCAUGGUGUGCUUCUGGAAGGAAUGUUUUUUUCUAUGCCGUAGAAAAUUAUGCUAUGUUAGAACGUCUCUUGGUUGCUGCUAAAGAAAAACUAGAUCACAAAAAAAUACCAAAAAUUCUUGAUGAAACAGACAAUACCAAUUGUUCAGUUCUUCAUUUUGCAGCUUUGGCUAAUCAAGGAGAGGCCUUUUCUACUCUUGUUAAAUUCGGCGUUGAAUUUCAUCCAGAUCGUGACAUGCAAGUACCAAUAAACUACAUUUUGGCAUGCUUAGAAGGACUUCCUCGUGAAAACGAACACGUACUUCCUAUCAUAAGAGAAGCAGUAAAACUGUAUUGUGGCACCAUAUUCUCUGCAAAGUCUGAGUAUGUACAUGACUGUUUGAUGCAUUUAGUCGAAAACGGUAUGGUUGAUAUUGUAAAAUACCUGAUGGAAUUAGAUUUGCCAAUUGACCUGAAGAAAAGGGACAGGAAUGGCAAUACCUUACUUCAUGCUGCAACCUCUUCAAAUUCCUUGGCUAUGGUAAAUCUUCUCCUUGACAUUGAACCAGGCUUGCUGAUUAUUGCAAAUGAUGAGAGCAAGACCCCUAUUGUAAAUGCAGUGUUCAGUACAAAUGUUGAUGUCUUAAAAAUUUUACUGGAGCAUAAAUCAGUUCUUUUUGGAGUAAAAGACCUAGUGCAUUUGUUGAUGUGUGCUAAAGAAAAAACUACAUUUACGAACUCAAUUGUGGACUUCGCUUUUAAAUAUUAUGGAUCGACAGGACUAGUUCGUAUUUUGUCAGAGAUAACAUCAAGUGACGGACGUUUGCUUUCUCAGUUCAACGAAGAGUCAGUUGCUCACAUUUUGGACAAAUACAUUAAUUAUCCUGAAUACGAUUUCUCUCUCUUUAAAUCUGCAGAAAAUAAUGUCCCGGACUUCGAAUUCUUUAUGAAGAACAGAAAAUACGAAAAAAUUUUUGGUCAUCCUUUGGUCGAAGCAUUUAUCCAGACAACUCUGCAGUCCAAUAGUGCAAAAACUGCUUACUAUUUUCUGGCAUCGGUUAAUUUGAUAUUUUUCCUUCUACUCACCACAUUUGUUGGAUUGUUUUUACAAGGAGUUCGAGAUAUGAAGUCGCCUGGGAUGAUUACUUUAGCAUCCAUAAUAUUUCUUUUCUGUGUAAUCAACUUGGCAAAAGAAGUAUUACAGAUUUGCAAUGACCGAAAGCUUUACUUCCUUAGGGAUGGCAUACGAAACGCAAUGGAAUUGGCUUUGUACAUUUGCACAAUCAUAUUUGUUCUACCUCUUCAUAGAUUUAAAUAUACUUAUCAAAUUGGAGCUGGUGGAAUUUCAGUCUUUCUAGCAUGGAUCAACUUCAUCUGGUUUUUAAAGAAUGCACCAGUGUUUGGAACUUAUGUUAUCUUAAUAAAAAGAGUAUUUCAGUCACUGUUGAAGAUUUUUCCUGUGGUUUGCUUAUUGGUUGGUGCUUUUUCCAUGACAUUUAUGCUGUUAAAGAUGGACGACGAAGCUUUCCGUUCACUACCUUUGUCAGCUAUGACGACAUUAAUAAUGAUGAAUGGCGAAAUUGAGUACAGAGAACAGUUCAUGAGAAGCAAUUCAUCUCUUUUUAUCAUGCAAUCUGCCCUUCUUCUUAUCUUUUUUCUUGUCAUGGGUGUUGUUGUCAUGAAUGUAUUUAUUGGUCUCGCAGUUGGUGAUACAGAUGAAAUGAUGAAAAGAAGCAGGAUUGAGAAAUAUCUUCACAAGGCUAGGAUGUUCAUUGAGUUUAACAAGACGUUAGCAAAAUUGCCAAGACUGUUACGUCCAGAGCAGACGACUAAAGCAAAAUUCGUUAAGCCUUUUAAAGGCCAAAAAAUAUUUGAUGAAAAUGGAAUGGAGACAAAAAUGAACGAUUUAAUAUCCGAGACAACAAACUUAAAGAACAAUGCAAAGAACCUUAGAAAUAAUGUAUUGGACGCACAGAGUAAUGUUAAGAAGCUGGAGAAUAUUGUAAUGGACGUAAAGAGUGAUGUUAAGUGUAUGCACAACGAAAUACAAGAAUUAAAAGAUAAAAUCGUCUUGCUAACAACGAUUCUGGCAGGAAAUAAGCAAAGCCAAGGGUAGCUAAACCGAAUAUGGGAACAUUAAUUUAUUUAUUUUACCCAUUGAAUCUUACACGUUUUUCUUAUUUUUUUGCAUCUUAACAUUUUCAAUUAAUGAACAUUUGAAGUAAACCAUGCACAAUAUUUUUCAUUUUUACUUUUCAGUGACAGGCAUGCUUUGACUUUACAAUAAAGCAUCUUUAAAUGCGAAUGAUUAUAUGAUUAUGGAUUUUCAUUGUGAGAUAUAUAAAAUAGAAAGUGAAGUAAAAUAAGUGAAAUAAAAAUGAUACAGGUGAAGUAAUACUUAUAA